This is a messenger RNA of Naegleria fowleri, 1446 nucleotides long. RefSeq lists its product as uncharacterized. The transcript is spliced from 2 exons. The record is from RefSeq and is a predicted model, not a curated record. Lineage: Eukaryota; Heterolobosea; Eutetramitea; Acrasida; Naegleriidae. Bases 1 to 1446 code for a protein of 481 amino acids.
AUGGGCAAGAAGAAAUCAUCCUCCUCUUCCAAAACAACAACAACCACGACAACGAAAACCGUGUUAGGAAUUUCCAUAUCCUCUGCACGCACAUGUUCCAGUAAAGCACCCAUUCAAUACAUUCCACAUUUUGAAAUUUAUUCCCAAAUAUUGAAAUACACAUCGGGAAGAGAAGAUGAAACAUUAAUGAUGUGUUUCAACAAGUAUCUUUAUCAUGCAAAGGAUUUUUUGUAUUAUUAUUAUGAAUAUCCGUGGAAAGAUUUUACUAAUGUGAGAAGAGCUUUUCAUAAAUUCAUUCAAAUGCAAACAAUAUUGACACUUUUGAAAGGAAAGUAUUAUUUGGAAAUGUCAAACAAGAAGAAUGACGAAGAAGAAGAAGAAAAUGUUCAUUCAUUCAAGAGUGCAAAAGAGAAUCAUUUCAUGGAUACAAAUCAUCAUCAAUGUGAACAGUCAAUGAAAAAGACGAACAUUGUGAGUGUUGACUCAAAACAAAAGGAUGAAACAAAUUCUUCUGAGGAGACAAGUGACAUUUCCACUCGUGUCGUUCAUAUUGAUUUCAACAUGUUGAAAAAGACUGUCAAAGCCACACAACGCAUCGAUGCUUCCACUUUUCCUUCCGUCAUGAAUAUUGGAAAAAUCAUUGCUGGAGAUUGCUUAGAAACAGCUCUUGCUUUAAAACAAUUAUUGAAUUUAAAUCCAAUCCUGUUGGUGAAUGGAAGUUCAUCUCAUCCUGGUGGAGGAUAUGUCAAUGGAUCCUUUGCACAGGAGGAGGAUUUGUGUCGACGAUCUUCAUUGGCUCUUUGUUUGGAUGAUCCUUUCAAGUUGAAUGAAUCACGACAAUGGUCUUAUCCAUUGCCACAAUUUGGAGGUGUCUAUGUGCCUCAAUGUUUGGUGUUGAGAAAAUCUGUCCAGGAAGGAUAUGCAUUUUUGGAACAACCGGUCAUCAUUUCCAUGUUUUCCAUGGCUGCGUAUAUGAAUCCACCUGUAAAGAAGCGAUCGAUUGGACGACGAGAUGAAGUUUACAAGCAAGAAGUGUUUGAAUACUUUUUGGAUUCAAAAUUGGCCAAUGCUAUGAAACAGAAAAUUACAUCAUUAUUCGAGGUGGCUCUUCAAAAAGGACAUGAUUCUUUGGUGUUAUCACCGAUUGGUUGUAGAGCCUAUGCAAAUCCUUCGUAUCAUAUUGCAUGUUUGUUUAAGGAGGUGUUGCAAAGUGAAUUCUUUAGAAACAAAUUCAAAAUGGUUUUAUUUUCAGUGAUUGAAGAUCGGAAUUCAAUGAAUAAUCUAAAGAAUAUGUACAUGUCAUCGGAUGGAGAGAGAGGAGACCAUGUGAGUAGUUGUUCUGUUCCUAGUAAUCAGAAAAUUUUCGCAAAAGUGUUUCAUGGCUCCGAAAGUGGUUUGAGAUCUUUGAACGAAUUUUUGCAAGAUCACCUUCCGAUCAGGAAGUAA